UGUUGUCUGCGGUGAUACCAUAAACACUGCAAUAUGAAGACUCACAUGACCGCCACCCGUUUCCAUCCCUGAACAACACACAGAUGUUUGUAAAAUCAGCCCACAUUUUAUGUGUAGGUGCUGUAACUGGGGCAAAAAGUAGACAUGGGGAAUAAAAGGAGGAGGGAGGAUGCCAGCUGAGACCCUCAUCCCUAUACAACUGCCAACAUCAGACUAAAAAAAAACACACAGAGAAAAUGGCUCAGUCUGUGAGGAGGCCCAAGAUUCUAGGAGCCAUGGACCACGAGCCACAGAGGGACAUGACCAGGACCAGCUACUUUGGCAACGUCAAGACCAGACUGGGUUCCAAGCUCCCUCCUGGCGUCUCUCAGCCUCCGCAGUUUGCUAAGCGGCCCUGGGAGACUUCACCCCGUGUGAUGGAGGAGCCAGCAGCCAGCAGCCAGCGGCAGAACCAGCCCAUUGUGGGCCGGCCCCUGAACCACAUCCCCCACAUCAGAAAUCCCAAACUGCGACAGUACUACCUGCAAGGGACUUCAUGGGAUUUAAACAAUACUGCAGUGAUGCAAGAGCACAAGGAUGGGUCAUCAGAUAACAACACAAGCUGCAGGGGUCUCCCUGAAGACACAGUGUUCAGCGUGUCAUCUCAGUUCAGCAGUAACAGUAGGUCCUCGGCAGAAGGAGGCAAAAUGGGCCACGUUCCCUCCCAUUCCUCUUCAAGUGUACCCUCCUCCUCUGCUUCCCUCCUCUCUAGAGAGCAGCUGGUCGUACCAAAGGGAAAGAACACUCCCACCGGUGGAGGAUCGUCUCAGCCAGAACUGGACUCUGAUCUUAAACCAAAGCAAGAGCGGGUUGCAGAUCCAGACUCUUUGGAUAUACUCGCUGCUCAGCCUCCUUCCCCCUCACCAGACGCAGAGUAUGACAAACUACUGGAUGUGGAGGCGGUGCCGAUGCCUGACGGACAGCUUUGCUUACUGGCUCUGCCACCAGAAUGCUGUCAGGGGGAGGGACCAGAGGCCAUGCAGUACCUCAAACUGUUCUGUCGCUACAUCACCGACCGUAAGGGUGUGGUUUCCGGUAUCCUGUUGGUGACUUCUAAUAAGAUCUUCUUUGACCCGUUUAAAACCCAUCCUCUGGUGAAGGAACAUGGCUGUGAGGACUACCUCCUGUCGUGCUCUGUUGACAAUCUGGCAUCUGUCUCCUUCUUCUCUGACAUCUCGAAUAUUCACUUCAACACAUCCCAGCAGAGGAGAAAAGGAAAGAAAAUGUUCCAGAAGUUGAAAACUGCCAAAAGGCGAGCAGGCGGAUUCCCAAACCAGGAGGAGUCAGUCCCUGCUCUGGUGUCUGUGGCUCCGUCAGAAUUGUCCAGUCUGGCUCUGAGUCUGACCAAAGAGUUCUCUGAGGAGGAGGGGGCAGAGAGCAGAGACAUGGCAGAGGCCGAGGGGGAGCUUGAUAGCAGCCCGCUGGAGGUGCUGUCAGAGGCUUCUGUGGGUGUCCUGGGGGUGGCUGUCCUGAGCAGUGCUACCACCUUCUGCUGUGGAGGUCAAGAGGAGGCGAGCAAAGUGAAGACGGAGCGGCUGCACUCCUCUGUGAAGAGUCAGACCGCAGCGCCUCUGAGGUCAUCAGCAGGUAGUCCCGGCAGUCUGAUGUUUGUGCGACUGCGGGCUCAGCCGUCUGCAGGAAAGAAAAAGGGUGUUGGAGGCCUUCAGCUGGGGUUGGCCAAAACCUUACCCAGAAGGGAUUCCUGGCUUGCCCUCUCACAAGACAGCUCUGAUGAGCUGUAUGCCUACCUUACACACUGUCGACCAGAUUUAUGUAUACUUGAGGGAGGAGAGGAGGAGGGGGAGGCGGACCACGACGAAGAGGAGUUUGUGCUCAUAGAGGACAAAGAGGAAGAGGAGGAGGAGGAUGAAGAAGUGCUCCAGAGGCACCGCAGCUCAGGUGACGACUGGGAGAUGGUGUUGAUGGAAGAGAGUGAGGACAAGCCGACCCUGGUCAUUGACAGGGAUCCUGAAGGUCUCAGUAAUAUUGUAGAGAGCAGCCGCAUUUUAGAAGCCGCACAUGUCCGAGAGCUAUGUAAGGAGCUUCCCCCCAGGACUGUCGGCUACACCUGGCAGCUGGCUUACAGUACGUCCCGUCAUGGCUCCAGCCUCAAAUCCCUCUACAGAAAACUCAGUACCACAGACUCCCCCGUGCUUAUAGUCAUCAAGGAUGCGCUUGAUGAGAUAUUCGGGGCCUUCCUCUCUCACCCUCUGAGGAUCAGUGAGACAUUCUACGGCACAGGAGAAACCUUCCUCUUCAUGUUGCAUCCUCGCUUCAAGUGCUUCAGAUGGACAGGAGAAAACUCCUUUUUUAUUAAAGGAGACUUGGACUCCUUUGCUAUUGGUGGAGGCAGUGGUCACUUUGGUCUGUGGGUGGAUGAGAAUUUGUACCUGGGUCGCAGCAGCCCCUGCUACACCUUCAAUAACUGCUGCCUCUCCGAAACUGAUGACUUCCGGGUAAUGGAGCUAGAAGUGUGGACGUUCAGCUGAAGAGACCGAGCGGGCCGCUGAAAUUCUCUUUGACUCACCUCGUCCCUGCUGAUCAGCUUUUAUGAAGACAGCGUUUAUCACUGAGCAAAAACAAACACAGCCACUCAUUCAUUUCGUGGUUACAUAUAUGUCAAAAAAAAAUCUACCACAAACUGCUGAAUCAUCCGUGUGAUUAACUGCUGUGGAUUUUAGUGAACUGAAAUGAACUGAUCUUGAGCAGCUCGAUGUCCCAGUGUGGACUGUUUCGUGGUUGACUCAUUCCUGUGGGUUUGGCAACCAAGCUGAGUUCAGCUGAACUGAGCGGAGCUGAGCUGUUAUGAAACUGGAUUUUUGAAUCCUCAUUUUUGAAUGGAGUUGGUUACAAGUCUGAGACUGCACUUUGCUCUUAAUGUGAAUCAGUAACUUCAUGAUGUCUCAUCGUUGAUCGUCCGAACAUGACAGUACACCUGUCUCUAUAGGUAAUGCAUGUACCCACUUUCUCUGUGUUCAGUUGAUGCUGGACGUUUGGAGCACACAUUAGUCUUCUUAUGAAUAGAUUUCUCUAUUGAAAACCAUACAGCACGUGCACAGCCCACAAAUACAAGCGCCCUUCAUCAGACUCCAAUCAUUUUAUGGGUGGUAUAAAUUAGCAUCAAAGACAGCAGAAAUGAAUGCUGAAAAUAAUCGUGAGGAGAAAAGCUUCCCAACUGAAGAACAUCUGUAUUUUCAAUGGAUCUUAGUCUCAUUCACGACUAUUCUGGACUCUUUUCAUUCCAAGUGCUGACUCAUACGCCACUGUGGUUUCUGAACAUGAAAGAUAAAGCUCGAGAAUUAACUUCAAAUCAUUCAACUGUAUCCGUAAAGUGCUGUCACGCCGAAUGCUUGAUCUACUUGACUUCUACUUUGUAGAUUAGUUAAUAAAAUCAGCACAAAGUGAAAAUGUUAACUCUAAAAACAUUUGUGUGAUUGUUAAACUGUACUGUGCGUGCUAAAUGUUUCCAAAAAGAACACAAUUUCAGUUUGUAAGAGUAAAACCGGUUUUAUUUGACCACAGAAUAACAGUGUUGCCCCCCUACAGGCUCAGAGCAGUCAGAUGUUUCACCCUGUAUGACCUUGAAAGUCAAAUUCCAAUUUAUCAAAUUUCCUUGUUACUAUUUCUAAUUAGUUUACCUGUUCCCCCCCGUUUUCUUCCAUUUCAUACUUAAGAACAGAAACUAGGACCUGAAGAGGAUUUAUUUUGUAAUGACUGGAAAAGGUGAUAAUGAGACAAAUUGUGAAAAAAUAGCUAAUUAUAGGUCCAGAUUGUCAUCAAGGAUUGCCUGCUGUCUAGCUAAAGACACAAGAAAAUACAUAGCUUUGAUUGGAGCCAAAAAGAGGAUAACUGUAUACAGUAACAUGUGCCUCUCGUGAUACUUUGACUAUUUGGUUCCAUUCGAGUUACAUAAAUAUGUAACUAAUAUGUAAAUGUAAUGUAAAUGUAAUGUAAAUAUGAUGUGGCACCCAACCUAUGCAGGCCAGCUCCUGUACAUAUUAAAAACAAUGUUCUUUGUGUGGUCA
Molecule: messenger RNA, 4064 nt
Organism: Micropterus salmoides (largemouth bass)
Lineage: Eukaryota; Metazoa; Chordata; Actinopteri; Centrarchiformes; Centrarchidae
Product: nuclear receptor coactivator 7-like
Exons: 16
Coding region: 237-2528 (763 amino acids)
Biological process (GO): response to oxidative stress; regulation of transcription by RNA polymerase II
Cellular component (GO): nucleus
Source: RefSeq, a predicted model, not a curated record